This is a messenger RNA of Coregonus sp. 'balchen', 1244 nucleotides long. The record is from the annotation of a GenBank genome assembly. Lineage: Eukaryota; Metazoa; Chordata; Actinopteri; Salmoniformes; Salmonidae.
AUGUUCUCAAUCCUGUUUGUCACAGUCUUCUUGGCCAGCUGCUUGGCAAUGCGUGAGUAAUACAAAUACAAUUCUGAAUUAUAAUUAUUCAAUAAUAGCUUUUGUGCUUUCACCAUCUUGUCUUUUUCAGUUAGACUUAGGAGUUCUACUUUGAGACAAAAGCUGAUGUAUUAAAGCAUUGCAGAAUGUACUUUAGUUAAUUAAUCUGCACUUUAUUCAUAAUGUAAAGAUCUUUCAGAAAUGUGUUGGUAAAAUUAAAAUUAUGUAUAUAUAAAUAUGUAUUAUUAAUAUAGUAAAUAUAGAAAACAUAUUGCCCAUGUUAUUUUAGCCAUCAAAGACCUGUACUCGUAUUCCUCUGCGGUGGGUCAGGGAGGUGGCACCCCAUUUGCUUCCUCCGGUGAGGGACGCAUCACAGCGGUCAGAGUGUGGGAGAACAACAACGCCUACAUCAACGGGUGAGCAGACCCUGACCCAUGAACAGACACCACUGACUCAGUCCAACUACACUACCCAACAGACACCACCGAAUCAGUCCAACUACACUACCCAACAGAACACAACUCUUUAUUUCUUUUUUCUUCUUCUUUCUUCUUUCUUUUCUUUUUUCUUUAUUUUUUUCUUAGUGCUUUCUUCGUUUUUUCUUUCUUUCUUUUUCUUUCUUCUUUCUUUCUUUCUUUCUUCUUUCUUUCUUUUCUUUCUUUCUUUCUUUUCUUUUUUUAUUUCUUUCUUUCUUUCUUCUUUCUUUCUUUCUUUCUUUCUUUCUUUCUUUCUUUAUUGUGUUUAUUACAGAUUCAGUACAUGACAAAACAAUAGUGUUAUCAUAUCUAACCCAGAGUACAAUGGAAAAUGUCAGUCCUUGAUAUUCUCUGACGCUACUUGCUCUCUCGGUCUGAAUGUGCCUUAUCCAAAAACACAACCAACGUGAAAAAGCUUCCUCUGUUUUAGGUUCCAGCUGAGAUACAGCAACACCUGGUCUCCUGUGUUCGGUCGCGAAGUGGGUGAAAAGCAGGAGAUGGAGCUUUUUUAAGGAUGAGGCCAUCAUCGAGGUGUCUGGGAAGUACAACCCAGGAAACUACAUCUACACCUUGGUGUUCACAACCAACAUGGGGCGCACUCUGGCGGCCGGCCAGCCUAACCAAGUCUCCUUCAACUUCUACCCAGCCAACAAGGGCAAUGAGCUGAGGAUGCUCAGCGGUCGCUUCAACGGUGCCGGGAUCACUUCCAUCGGAGCCCACUGGGGAUGG